This is a messenger RNA of Scheffersomyces amazonensis, 664 nucleotides long. It is a transcript of the gene EGD2, whose product is annotated as Egd2p. The coding region runs from base 70 to 630 and encodes 186 amino acids. Gene Ontology annotation, biological process: protein targeting to membrane. Lineage: Eukaryota; Fungi; Ascomycota; Pichiomycetes; Serinales; Debaryomycetaceae. The transcript has a single exon. The record is from RefSeq and is a predicted model, not a curated record. Gene Ontology annotation, cellular component: nascent polypeptide-associated complex; cytoplasm.
UUUUCAGUCGACUUAUAAUACUUAAUAGUUUUUCAUUUAUUUACUAUAAUCAAUAUAUAAAUUAUAAAAAUGUCUGUUGAAGAAAUCCCACAAGGUGCCGAUGUCACCAUCAUCUCCAAGAAUGAAAAGAAAGCCAGAGACUUAAUUAAGAAGUUAGGUUUAAAGCAAAUCACUGGUAUUACUAGAGUUACUUUCAAACAAAGAGGUAACUUAAUUUAUGCCAUUGAUCAACCAGAUGUUUACAGAUCUGCUGCCGGUACUUAUGUUGUUUUCGGUGAAGCCAAGGUUGAUGACAUUAACAAGAGAAUUGCCGAAGCUCAAGCUCAACAAGCUGCUGCUGGUGCUCAUGAUCACGACCAUGAUCAUGAUCAUGACCAUGACCAUGACCAUGACCACUCUCAUGACAAAUCUCCUGAAGCUAUUACUGCUGAUUUACAAAAAUUAGCUUUAGACAACGAAAACAAGAUUGCUGAAGUCGAAGAUGAAGGUGAAGUUGAUGAAACUGGUUUAGAUCCAAAGGAUAUUGAAAUCAUUAUUGAACAAACCCAAGUUUCUAGAGCUAAGGCUGUUAAGGCUUUAAAAGCUCAUGAUGGUGAUAUGGUCAAUGCCAUUAUGGAAUUAUCUUCAUAAGUCAAUUGUGUAUAACUAGUUUAUUUAAUAUAAA